Molecule: messenger RNA, 3235 nt
Organism: Dermacentor albipictus
Lineage: Eukaryota; Metazoa; Arthropoda; Arachnida; Ixodida; Ixodidae
Source: RefSeq, a predicted model, not a curated record
UUGCAGGCGGCGCCACGCUCCUCCAUUGAAAGCAUAGAGGAGCGGGUAGUUGGUACUGAAUUCUAUGAACGAGUCACAGUGGUACGGGUGCACGGCACACUAGCCAGUGUAUUAUAGCGGUAGUGAAUGAAUUGGCAUCUUGUUAUGAAACCGUUGUCAAAAACAACCCUUGCAGUGAUCCUCUAGCGUCGGAAUCCUGCAGAGAAGGCCCGAGAGUCUGAUGACUAUGUGCAGAGAGAAUUGGGGUAUCUAAAGAUUGGAGCGUGCCCAUGUUCAGAACAGUGCCGCCUAACAUUCAUACUUGUGAUGUGGUAAGCUGCCUGUCACCAGCACCCAUGGCCAGCUUGCACGUGGACGUUGUCUGGUGCCACAGAUACACCAACAGGUUCCUGCUUGUGGGUACCGACAUCCGUCUCUUCCAGAUUCCAGAGAAGGAUGCAUCUAGCAGGGAAACCAAUCGAGAUGUGUUGCCAGGUGCUGAGCCACUGGCCAUCCAGAGUGACCUGGAGUACUUCAGGUGCUACAGCUGCUACCUGAACCCCCGCACUGACAUACUCCUCGCUGUGGGCCAGGACACUGGGAAGGUCAGCCUCGUCAGUUUUGGCCGGACUUUUCAUGACCAAGAAUGGGCCACCAGAGAGUUUGUACCAAAGCAGCCACGACGUUGCAACAUGGUGGCAUGGAAUCCUGUCAACUACAACCUACUGGCUGCCUGCCUGGACAAGCACAAGGGUGAUCACUCCAUCCACAUCUGGGACGUCCAGAAUGCAGCCACCCGACCAGUCGAGCUGGGUUACUCCGACUCUACUCAGUCACUCAGCUGGUUUUGCCAGUCUCCCAUGACCUUUGUGUCCGGCAUGAACAACAAGCAGCUCAGGAUCUAUGACAUGAGAGACUCCUCGCGACCAGGCAGCACAAGUACUAAGGCUACCAAUGGCCUGUGCGUAGACACUUUCUUCGAGCAUCGCAUUGCCUCUUUCUACAUGAACCAGCUCGUGCUUUGGGAUACUCGAAACUUUGAGAAACCUGUAACUACACAGACAGAAAACGGCAACAUUGUAAAGAUUGCCUGGUCACCAAUGAGGUCCAAUGUGCUCAGCCUUCUCACCAAGGACAGCUAUGUGGUAAAGCUGUACGAUGUGCAGCACCCGCAGGGUGUGGCUGAUGAUGUGGAGCCCACGAUGGUAGAACGCACUGUGCAACCCUUUCCCGGAGCGGUGGUGCUGAGCUCCUUCUCCUGGCAUCCCCAGGAUGAGAACCGCAUGCUGGCCGUCACAUCGACCAGCGCAGCCCGAGAUUACACGGUCUUUGACCGCAUCACGUUGAAUUGGUCCCCUCCGUCAGAGUUGGUGUGGACCCAGGGUCGCAAACUGGUGCACUGCUGGGAUGACCGUGACAACAGCUAUGAGCUGUCAGGAGACACUGCAGUCAAGAUGCGCAAACGGGCACUUCUCGGAUAUGGCCUUGAGCCUGAAGACCUCGGCAAGAAUGCAGAGCUUUGCCCUGGGGACUCCCACCUCCGUGGCCUCUGGUCGUGGCUUGAUCUCCAGCGCUGCCUGGAAGAGAGCUCUCGCCUCAAGCUGGUCAACAAGAGCGACUAUUCAGUGGGUGUACGCGCCAUGCUGGGGGACCUGGGCUCCAGUCGCCCCUCGGAGCCUGUGUACCGGGCAGGGCAGGGACCCCUCAACUUGGUCACCUACACCAGCCGUGAACGUGAGCGUGUGCUGUGGCUCUGUGGAUGGAAGCAAAGGCACGACGGUCUGCAAGGCAAUGUCUUCAACCAUAGGCUGGAGAAAGAAGGUAGCUAUGCCCGCAAGGCAGCCAUCCACAUGUUCAACCUGCGUCUACGAGAAGCCAUUACAGUGCUCAAGGAUGCAGCCACCGCAGCACAAGUGUCUCACCCAGGUUGUGCGAGUGCAAGCAGCCUGGGCCUGGUGGCACUGUCCCUGUCGGGCUACACAAGGGAGACUCGGGAGUCCUGGCGGGAGGUGUGGCACUCGCUCCGUCUCUCCCUGGGAGACCCCUACCUGCAGGCCAUGUUUGCCUUCCUGACGGCCGCCGAUGACAGUUACACUGAACUGCUGCAAGACUGCAACAUGGCUAUUGAAGACAGGGUGGCAUUUGCCUGCCUUCACCUCACCGACGCAAAGCUGCUGGAGUACAUUGAUGGCUUGGCAGAGGCUCUUGUUGAGAAAGGGAACUUGGACGGCGUCCUCCUCACAGGCAUGAGUGAAGAAGGCUCUCAGUUGCUGCAGCGCUACCUGGACCGCACCGGGGACGUGCAGACAGUGAGUGUGGCCGCCCUGCAGAGCUACCCAAGCCCCUUGAGCUCGAGUCCCCGGGCACAGCUCUGGGUUGACCACUACCGCCACCUGCUGGACCAGUGGCAGCUGUGGUACCAGAGGUGCCAGUUUGACUGCCAGUGGGUGCGCCAGCAUGCAGCCAGCGUUCCGGCACAGCAGGUGUUGGUGAGCUGCAACUUCUGCAGCCUGGCGGCCUCCCCUUACCUGCAGAUGCUGCAAGGGGGUCGCCACCACCAGGGCAACAAGGGCACACACCUGACUACAGCCACCUCACAGAACAAGACCAAGGUCACGUGCUGCCCACACUGCAGAAAGCCACUGCCACGAUGUGCGCUGUGCCUGACCAACAUGGGCACACCGGCGGGGAGCGUCUGGAGGGGCAGCAAUGAGCAAGGGGACGAGAGUGGCAAGUUGGCGGAGUUUUCCACCUGGUUCACCUGGUGCCAGAGCUGCCGCCAUGGAGGACAUGCGGUGCAUCUCAUUGACUGGUUUCGUGACCAUGCUGACUGUCCCGUGACUGGCUGCAAUUGCAAGUGCUCGGCUCUGGACAGUGCUGCAGUUCAUACUGCCCGUAACAUACGCAGUGAUUGAGGACAGUGGUACGCUGCUUGUCUUCUUCACGUCGCCCCAGUGAGCACGCCCCUCAACUGCUCAUUUUAUAACCAGCUGCUGUCGGCCUUUGUUUGAAGGCACUGGAAUGGAGGCAUGCUCCUCAAAACAACUCAUAGCAGUAAUUCCCAAGGACCUUUCCAAAAAAGCUUUUGAGUUGUGGUGUGUUUCUGGAAUACUGACAUAAAGUAUGCAUCUAGUUUUUUCUUUUUUUUUAACAGUGCCCUGUCAGCCUAUUCCUUACAAUAUAAAGUUUCAAUCACUUGAAAGCACAACAAAUAAUAAAAUUGUGAAAUAAGAAUAAAAAUGCAUUGAAAAUGAUA